AUGGCUGCUCCCUCUUUCAGCUGGGGACAAUUCUGGGCGUCUGGUCUGGGGGUUCUGCUGCUGCUGCUCCCUCUGGAGAGCCCCACGUGUGAAGCUGCUGCGGUUCACAGACAACCCAAGAGCCAGGGACUCUCUCUGAGUGGCGACGUGGCUUGUGGUCGGCGUCAUGUGCAAGGGAGGGUCCUGGGCGGUGACUCUGCCUCCGAGAGGGAUUGGCCGUGGCAGGUCAGCUUACACUACGCGGGCUUCCACGUCUGUGGCGGUUCCAUCAUCAAUGAGUACUGGGUGCUGUCCGCCGCCCACUGCUUCCGCCGGGACAAGAACAUCGACAUUUAUGACGUGUACGUGGGCCUCGUGAACCUCAAGGUAGCCGGCAACUACACCCAGUGGUUCGAGGUGAACAGGGUGAUCUUGCACCCCACCUACGAAGUGUUCCACCCCAUCGGAGGCGAUGUAGCCCUGGUGCAGCUUAAGUCCCGCAUCUUCUUCUCUGAGUCUGUGCUUCCGGUUUGCCUAGCACCUCCGGAUGUGAACCUCACCGCUGACCUUAAUUGUUGGUCAACUGGAUGGGGGCUGGUCUCACCGCAAGGUGCUACCUCAGAUGAGCUGCAAGAGGUCAAGGUCCCUCUAGUUCCUGUGGUCUUGUGCAAACGUCUCUAUGGAGGCCCAUUCUACAUCCUGUGGGACAUGAUAUGCGCCGGGGACAUGAAGAACACAAAGACUGUGUGUGAGGGUGACUCUGGGGGCCCGCUGGUCUGUGAAUUCAACCGCAUCUGGUUGCAGAUUGGAAUCGUGAGCUGGGGCCGUGGUUGCUCCCACCCUAUGUUUCCUGGAGUGUAUGCGCGAGUUUCCUAUUUUUCCAAAUGGAUAAAUGACAACAUAAAAAUCAUACCCCUUCCUGAUCAGCUCAUACCCUCCCUGUCCCCAGCUCUGGGGGCUACCCUCACUCUCUUUGUGGUCAUGCUGGCUGGCCUGUCAGUGUUCUAG
Molecule: messenger RNA, 987 nt
Organism: Otolemur garnettii (small-eared galago)
Lineage: Eukaryota; Metazoa; Chordata; Mammalia; Primates; Galagidae
Gene: PRSS38
Product: protease, serine 38
Exons: 5
Coding region: 1-987 (328 amino acids)
Biological process (GO): proteolysis
Molecular function (GO): serine-type endopeptidase activity
Source: RefSeq, a predicted model, not a curated record